CCUCCUUCGUCGUCGCCCAGCCCUCGGUCUUUGGUCUUUGGCAAAUUCCCACUACCCUGCCCGCACUGCCCGAAUCCUUCCCUGCACUGCAGCCUACCCUUUCCCCUGCCCGCCCUGCCCCGACACCCCCACCCCUCUUCACCCUCUCUCUUGCUAGUUCCUUCCCUGCUUCUCCCUUCCGCCCGCCCCGCCCCGAUGCUCACCUCCGGAGGCCGCGCGGGCGGCUUCCAUUGCCGCGCUGAGAAGCAUUGGGGACGCUGCUGCUGAGUUGGUCGGUGCGCGGGGUGGUGGCGGCGGGUGGGUUGGAUAGGAGAUGGGGAAGGAGGGGACGCGGCGGGGGCAGGAUGUGAUGCGGCGGAAGGGGAAGGAGGCGGCAAUGGACGAGGACGAUGCGGCGCCUCCCACUGGUUGCUGGAUCCGGCUACCGCGACUGGGCGGCGGAUGCAUGUCCUCGGGCUCCAAGGUCGACUCCUCCACCAGCGGCGCCUGCGCCAACGGCGGCGAGAGCAAAAAGGUAAAUCGUAGUUGUUGGGAUCAAUCAGCUCCACCAGCCGCAUCUGGUUCGACAACAUCCAGCAACACUGGAAGCAUCUCGCCUUCUUCCAUAGUUGGAGAAGAACUUAAACUAGCAGCCCAACUGCGUAGAUUUACGUUCAAUGAACUUAAGUGCGCCACCAGAAACUUUCGACCUGAGAGUCUUCUUGGUGAGGGAGGUUUUGGUUGUGUCUUUAAAGGUUGGAUUGAAGAGAAUGGAACUGCUCCGAUGAAACCUGGCACAGGAUUAACUGUUGCUGUCAAGACACUCAACCAUGAUGGGCUUCAGGGGCAUAAGGAGUGGGUGGCAGAAGUUGAUUUCCUUGGAAACCUUCAACAUCCACACCUAGUGAAAUUGGUUGGUUACUGCAUUGAAGAUGACCAACGGUUGCUAGCAUACGAAUUUAUGCCCCGCGGAAGUUUGGAGAAUCAUCUUUUCAGGAGGUCAUUUCCGCUCCCAUGGGCUAUCAGAAUGAAAAUUGCACUUGGUGCUGCAAAAGGCCUUGCAUUUCUUCACGAAGAAGCUGAAAGGCCAGUGAUAUAUCGGGAUUUCAAAACUUCAAAUAUUCUUUUGGAUGCGGAAUACAAUGCAAAACUCUCUGAUUUUGGACUUGCGAAAGAUGGCCCUGAGGGUGAUAAGACACAUGUCUCUACUCGGGUCAUGGGAACAUAUGGAUAUGCAGCUCCUGAGUAUGUUAUGACAGGUCACCUGACAUCAAAGAGCGAUGUAUACAGUUUUGGAGUGGUGCUACUAGAGAUGAUGUCGGGCAGAAGGUCAAUGGACAAGAACAGGCCAAACGGGGAGCACAAUCUGGUUGAAUGGGCACGCCCUUAUCUUGGAGAAAGAAGGCGAUUCUAUAGGCUCGUAGAUCCCCGUCUAGAGGGAAAUUUCUCCAUAAAAGGCGCUCAGAAGACGGCUCAGCUGGCACAUGCUUGCCUUAGCCGGGAUCCCAAGGCUAGGCCUCUCAUGAGCCAAGUGGUGGAAGUUCUCAAGCCUCUUCCAAACCUGAAAGACAUGGCUAGCUCCUCCUACUUCUUCCAGUCCAUGCGCCAAGAGCGUGCCGCAAGCCUUGGCAACCCAAAUGGUAGCCAAAGCAUGAAGGCACAGAGCACCUUUGCACGGAACGGAGUGCAGCCAAUGAGGAGCCUCUCGUAUGGUCCGCACGCUUCUCCGUACCGCCAGUCUCCAAGGCCCAACGGCAAACAGCCCUAAGACUCACCUGUUCAUCAUGAGUGGUUCAAGGUUGGGUUCUCGUCCAGCACUGAUGGGGAAUGGCGCGUGCAUUGGCUGUGGCCCCCGUUGCCGUGGAUAGACAGAUGCCCUCAAGGAUGAUUAGAAUUCCGCAGUGAAGAUUUCUUCUCGUUGCUUAGCUUUUUAGCUGCUUCUGUAUCUAUUACUCUGGGAACAUUGACUUGGGAGGGGGGAAUCAGACAGGGUUUUGUUUGCCAUUUGAACAAAUGCUCAGAUGGAUGCUUAGAAACUCCCCUGAUUGGAGAAUCAACCAUCGGCACAGGAAGAAGAGCCUAGUGCAUGUAUGGCUCUCUCGUCUCUUAUUCAGAGCAGAUUUUUACUUGUUAAAGAAAAAUGAAAGACAAACGUCGUCUUCGCCAUCAUAUCAUGCUUCCAUGAUGAGCGAUGGCAGCGGCCUAGUAUUUAAGUUGCA
Triticum dicoccoides is the source of this 2198-nucleotide messenger RNA. RefSeq names its product probable serine/threonine-protein kinase PIX7. The record is from RefSeq and is a predicted model, not a curated record. Gene Ontology annotation, molecular function: ATP binding; protein kinase activity. Gene Ontology annotation, biological process: protein phosphorylation. The transcript is spliced from 6 exons. The coding region runs from base 314 to 1747 and encodes 477 amino acids. Lineage: Eukaryota; Viridiplantae; Streptophyta; Magnoliopsida; Poales; Poaceae.